Molecule: messenger RNA, 1269 nt
Organism: Funneliformis mosseae
Lineage: Eukaryota; Fungi; Glomeromycota; Glomeromycetes; Glomerales; Glomeraceae
Source: the annotation of a GenBank genome assembly
AUGAACUAUAAUAACGCUAAUAACACUAAAAUUCAAACCCCAAAGGUUCAAGCCGAUACCAUUAAAGUACCGAAUCCUAAUAACAAUGAUGAAAAUAUGAAUAGUUUUAAUAUACAAUACACCAUGAAUGCUAUGAAUGGUAAAUUGAAUCAGAUCGCGUUACAUUCUCCUCCUAAAAGUAUUAAAUGUACCUCGAAUAGUAUCAACUCCGAAGUUUCAAAUGCAGAAAAAAGUAAUAUGAAUGUUCCGAAAACUUCAAGAGGUAUCGUUAUGUCAGCGGUUGUCAUCCCAGAAGAUCCACAGGAGUCAAUGCCUUUAAUAAGAGGAACAAGUUAUUUUGUACCCGGACAAACACAACUCAAAACCAUCGACGACGAGGGAAUCAAAAUGAUGAAAAGCGGUAACAAGAUAUUAUUGCCCAAGUUAGAGGGGACAAGAGGGUUCGUUGUUCAGGGACCUUCACAAGUCCUAAUGCAAACGACCAACAAAAUGAUAGGUAUGGAAGAAGAAAUGCUUGCACCAAAACCCGAAUAUUCGUACGCCUCAAUGAUCUGUCAAGCGAUCUUUGCAUCGUCUGAAAAGAAAUCCACCCUAUCAGAGAUAUAUGAAUGGAUAUGUACCACUUAUCCAUUCUUUAAGAGGAAUCAACAAGGUUGGAAGAAUUCAAUUCGACACAAUCUCUCCUUGAAUGCAGCGUUUGUGAGGGCCUCACGUGGCGAAGGAGCCACCGGAAAGGGGGGAUAUUGGACAGUUGAUCCCAUAUUCGAACGUUAUUUCGUAAAUGGACAUUUCAAACCUCCGGGUAAUGAAACAAAGAACGCUUACAAGAGAGCAAGGUCAGACGAAAAUGAAAUAACGCCCAACACCACAAAUUCCACCCACCAUAAAAAUGGAAGCGCAACACAAAAAGUUCGAGAGAAGUUACCACGAGCUAGAAAUAAUAUUGAAGCAACGGUUCAAAUCGCUCAACCAAGAAGAGGAGAGACCGCGCCUUCAAAAAAAAAGGUUAAAGUUGAAAGAAUAAUGGAAAACGUGAAUAAGGUGACAGAAAAAAUAAACAAUGAUAAUAGGGCCAAGGGACUUUCUGCAGGAUCUGAAGAACUAAAAGACCAAGAGGACAACAAAGAAACAGUUAUCCGAAAGCUUGUGGAAGGAUGUGAAUCCGUCUAUCACAGAUACUACAAUGGCAAUGAACCAAACUGGCAAGAGGACGCCGCGUUUUUCGCAUCGUUCAGUCCAUUCCUAUCCUGUAAUGGAUAUUUUUUUUAA